Molecule: messenger RNA, 758 nt
Organism: Drosophila rhopaloa
Lineage: Eukaryota; Metazoa; Arthropoda; Insecta; Diptera; Drosophilidae
Product: histidine-rich glycoprotein
Exons: 1
Coding region: 92-376 (94 amino acids)
Source: RefSeq, a predicted model, not a curated record
CAGUUCGCAUUCAAUAAGCAACGAGAGCAGUUCUCGAAAGGAAUAUAUCAGUUUCAAAAGCAAUCAAAGGAUUUUAACAAAAACCUGCAAAAUGUCGCCACCACAUCACGAAGAUCGUCUGUUUGGAAUCCAUUUCGGCCUGAACUUGGGCGGUCAUGGCCAUCACCACCACCAUCACCACCCGCCGCCGCCUCCACCACCGGUGCACCAUCACCACCACCACGGACCUCCGCCGCACCACCACGGACCUCCCCCGCACCACCACCAUCACUAUGGACCUCCGCCGCCGCCGCCCCACUACGAUCAUCAUCAUCACCACGGCGGCCACUUUGAUCAUCAUCAUGGUCCGCACGGACAUCAUCAUCAUCACUGUUAACCCAGUGACCAAAAAAGUCUAUCAGAAAUCAAAUCUGAGUGGGCAUCCGCACUAGUGGAAAGUUUGUGAAAAUAUUUAUAAACGAAUUUAAUUUAUUACAUCAGUACACAUGUAUAAAAACUAAAAAAAAAGAUAACAAAACCAACUAAAAAUAAAAAAAAUAUUAAUUAUUAAAGCCUAUAGAAAAUAUUGUUGUUUUAAAAAAUAUUAAUUUCUGCAAAGAGUUGAAUAAUAUGAUUGUCGCAUUCUUAUUUCAAUUGAUUGUGGUUAUUUAUCAUUAUUGUUCUUUGUAAAACUCUGUUCCUACAAAGUGAUUAAUACAUUUAGAUAAAAAGUCAUACCUAAAAAUAUUUGAAAUAUAUUAUUACUCAGUCUACGUAAA